Globicephala melas (long-finned pilot whale) is the source of this 1158-nucleotide messenger RNA. NCBI's taxonomy places the organism in Eukaryota, Metazoa, Chordata, Mammalia, Artiodactyla, Delphinidae. The record is from RefSeq and is a predicted model, not a curated record.
AUGCUGCUCUGGACAGUUGCGCUGCUCUUCGUUCCCUGCGUAGGGAAAACUGCCUGGCUCAGCCUCCAAGUGCAGCCAGACCCCGUGUUUGAAGGGGAUAUCCUGACUCUGCGCUGCUGGGGAAGGAGGAACGCAGCGCUGUCCCAGGUGAAAUUCUACAGGGACGGAAAAUUCCUCCAUCUCUCUAAGGACAGCCAGACUCUGUCCACGGGAACAGCAACAGUGAACAGCAGUGGCCGGUACAGCUGCACUGGACAGGUGACAUACAUGCAAUAUGUGGGCAGACGAACCUCAAGGACUGUCACAGUUCAAGUCCAAGAGCCCACCCCUCUCGUGAGCUCCGCGGGGGGAGCCCGGAGCCCACUCCCCGGUGAGGGGAGCCAGAGGUCAGCCUGGCAGCUCCUCUUCUCCUUGCACAAGGAGGGCCACACCCUGCAGGACAGGGGCCUCCACCCAGAACUCUGCAUCCCAGCAGCCGAGGAGGGAGACUCUGGGCUUUACUGGUGCGAGGCGGCCCUUGAGGGUGGCUGGGUCCAGAAACAGAGUCCCCAGCUGGAGGUCAGGGUGAGGGGAGGACGGGGAGAUCCUCCCCAGGGGCCUGGGCACCCGGGGGGUCCCGCUGACCUUUCCAACUGUGUGCUGCCCCGGUUCCUUUGUGGAGCUCCUCCCCUCCGAUCCUCAUUCUACCUCAAUGGGGACACCCUGCGGAACCACGUGGCUCCCCAUGGUGGAGCCAUCUCCUUCCUCUUCCCGGUGAUGUCAGAGCAGGAUGCUGGGGACUACACCUGUGAGGCUGAGAACAGCGUCUCCAAAGAGACAAGCAAGCCUGAGACACUCUCCGUGGAUGGUCCUCGGGUCUUCUCUGUCCCCACUAGCAACAACUGGCUGGUUCCCUGGUUGCCUGCAAGCCUGCUUGGCAUGAUGGUCGUUGCUGCUGCAUUUCUAGGGUAUUUCAGACCCCAGAGAAAAACCGCCAGGCCUGCCCAGUCAGCCCGGCGGGAAACAGACAUUUCUGUCAUCUACGCUGAGGUGAGACGCCCUCAGCUCAGUGAGGUUCCAACCAAGGGGCUGAACAGAAGAAGCAGGACCCAGCAAGAUCCCGUUGGUGACUGCGAGGGGGUCCUCUGCUAGUGAUGGCAUCUCCUUCCCCCAAGACAC